AAGUUGCUCCUCUUGCUGAAGCAAUUCUCUUCCUUCUCUCUUCCUCUGCACGGAUGGAGUUCCAAAUCAUCGGCAAUCCAGAAUCCUCCUUCCUUUCCUGUGGUCCCACGACUUGAUUUGGGAAGCCUUGUUGGGUCUGAUGAAGAGGAUUCUUAAAAAAUAUAUUCCACUUAGUACAGUGCAUAUUCAUUUUGACCCACCAAAAUUACCUUCUGCUCUUGAUUGGGUCACACCAUGUCAAAUACCAUAUACUCAGCAUCACCUAAAUGAACUGGAGCAGGACAUUAUACCUGAAGAUUUGCCAGCAACAACAGGAAAUUAUAAACAAAAAUAUCAGCAGUACAAACCUGAAAUGGAAGAGGGAUAUAAAGAGUAUAGUCAGAGGAAUGCAGAAAAGACAAAAUCAAAUACCACACCUCAACCGUCUCCAAGAAACAAGAUAGAGGACAAGUGUGCACAAGGGGAAGGAGUGUUCACAGGUGACCUUACCACUCUGGAUCGGGAGGCCCUCUUACAGCAGCGCUACGCAGACAGUCCUUACUGCGCGCAGCAGCGGGGGAGAAAAUCUGACGCCGAGAUUGUGGCUGCUGAGAAGAAGAAACAGACCGUUGAGGAGCAAGUGAUGAGAGACCACCUGUCCAGGGCUGUAAUCAGUGAUCCAGAACAAAAUUUAUCCACUGAGAAACAGGAAAGUGCUUUUAUCCUUCCAGAUGCAAACAUAGCACCUCUUCGACUUAGGAAAAGAACACUACAUGAAACAAAGGUAAGGACGCAUUCUACAUUAACUGAAAAUAUGCUUUCUCAUAAAGUUCAAUUUGAUGGUAGGAUCAUAUCAAGAAAUGGACGUGAUGCUUGCAGAGAGCUGGUUGGGUUUUUUUUUAUUCAUGACCAGUCCCUUACAAUUUAUGAAUAUCGGCAAUUUGGGAAAAAUAGAACAAAUGUGCUUCCUUUUAUUCAAAAAAACAUUUAUAGUCAUCAGCGUGGAUGAAGAAAAGGAAAACAAUACCAACUUGGUGAUUUUUAUACUGGUGCAAACUUGACAUUUUUAAGCUCUGAUCAUCACACACUUCCAGAAAGCAUAAAAGAAAGCACAUUACUUAUACUUCGAAUCACAAAUAUUGAUCAGAUAGCUUUCGAUUCAUUCAGGACUGAUUCUGUGGAACAUGAGGAUGAUACAACCAGUCAAGAAGCCAGUGAUAGGCUGGUCUUUAAAGCCAUUCAAGAUGAGCUAAAAAAACAGCUACAUAAGAAAGGUGUUCGUAUUUUGACUGGUUUGGGAAAAUACUUUCAACAAUUGGACAAAGAAGGAAAUGGACUUUUAGAUAAAUCAGAUUUUAAGCAAGCUCUAAAAGUAUUUCACUUACAAGUGUCUGAAAAGGAUUUUGAGUCUUUAUGGCUGAUUCUGAAUGACAGUGGCAAUGGCAAGGUUGAUUAUGGAGAAUUCAAACGUGCCAUUAUUGGUGAAAUGAACGAAUACAGGAAAUCAUUUGUUCGAAAGGCCUUUAUGAAACUGGAUUUCAACAAAACUGGAAGUGUGCCUAUUAUGGACAUAAGAAAAUGUUACUGUGCAAAGAAGCAUCCUGAAGUGAUUUCAGGUCAUUCCACAGAGGAAGAAAUCAAAUUAUCUUUUCUAGAAACACUAAAAGGCACCUGCAGCAAGUCUGAUGAAGUGUCAUAUGGGGAAUUUGAAGAUUACUACGAAGGUCUGAGUAUAGGAGUGGUAGAGGAUGAGGACUUUGUUUCUAUCUUACGUGCUCCAUGGGGGAUUUAGUUUUUUAAAAUUAGCCCUAAGCAUUUUAAAGGAGAGAUGAAUUUAAUGCAAAGUAUGAGCAACCAUUAGAAUAUAUUUGUCUAGAGCUCUACUCUGUUUUUUUCCCCCCUCAAAAAAGUUGAGUCUGGAAAGAGAAAUAUUCGGAAAGGAGUAUAUAGGGGUAUGUAUAUAUUUAUGUGCAAGUAUGAGUACUUGCCUGUCUAUAAGUUUGAACUUAUCUUUAUUUUUUAUUUAUUACUUACUUUGAAUAUAUUUCAGAGCUAUUUUUAUUAACCUUCAUAGGAAAGUAACAUUUGUAUCAGAUUAUAUGAAAUCAUUUAUUGUAGUAACCAAGUUUCCUUCCAUUUUUUUCUAUUCAUUUCCCAAAAUAAAAUUGCUACCAUUCUCAAUUU
This is a messenger RNA of Phyllostomus hastatus (greater spear-nosed bat), 2163 nucleotides long. It is a transcript of the gene CAPS2, whose product is annotated as calcyphosine 2. The record is from RefSeq and is a predicted model, not a curated record. NCBI's taxonomy places the organism in Eukaryota, Metazoa, Chordata, Mammalia, Chiroptera, Phyllostomidae. Gene Ontology annotation, molecular function: calcium ion binding.